Messenger RNA from Plectropomus leopardus (leopard coralgrouper), 1089 nucleotides. Its product is annotated as proenkephalin-A-like. NCBI's taxonomy places the organism in Eukaryota, Metazoa, Chordata, Actinopteri, Perciformes, Serranidae. Gene Ontology annotation, cellular component: dendrite; axon terminus; neuronal cell body. The record is from RefSeq and is a predicted model, not a curated record. Gene Ontology annotation, molecular function: opioid receptor binding. Gene Ontology annotation, biological process: sensory perception; neuropeptide signaling pathway; chemical synaptic transmission.
AAGUAAGAGGGCGGACAGAGAGGAGAGAACGGGCUGCGUGCAUGUGUGACUGCUGAUUGGCCGAACCGUUACCGCUCUGCCCAUCACGCGCGUGCAACACACAUAUAUUGGGUGCACAGGCUCGCAACUCUCAACAGUUUCCCACUCCGCCGGUACCCCAGAGGGCACGCGCGGCCGAGGAAAGCAUACAACAGCUUGAGAAUCACUGAAAAAAACAGAGUCUAUGGCUUCCCCCGUACACAGCAGCUGCGUGUGGAUGGUGGUUCUGGGCGCGUGUGUGUCGCUGGUGGUUGGAAUGGAGUGCGAGAAGGAGUGUGCACUGUGUGUGUACCGUCUGCUGGGACAGCAGUCCAGUUUCUCCUCCCUGACAUGCUCUCUUGAGUGUGAGGGUGGGUUGGACAGCCAGAAGCUCCGCCUGUGCCAGGACCUCCUAUUGGAGCAUGAAAACCAUAUUCCAAUGAAUCCUGACCCCCAUCAACAGCAAGAGCAGGAAGCAGCUAGUGCCAUGACAGCCGACGAUGAGGACGCAACAUCACCAGAACACCAACUGGCCAAGAAGUACGGCGGCUUCAUGAAGCGCUAUGGUGGUUUCAUGUCUCGUCGCUCAUCCUCUCCAGAGGGGGUACUAGAGGAUCCUGGAAACCAGGAGGAGGAAGAAAAGGUUCGCCUGGAGAUCCUAAAGAUUCUCAAUGAGGCAGCUAAACAUGGUGGCGAGAGGGACGGCCCGGGUGGCGAGGCGGUGAAGAGGUACGGAGGCUUCAUGCGUCGGGCUGAAGGUGGGGUGACACAGGGCGACCUGCUGGAGGCAGUGUUAGGCCGUGGGCUCAAGAAGCGCUAUGGUGGGUUCAUGAGGCGUGUGGGCAGACCUGAGUGGCUGGUGGACAGCAGCAAGAGUGGGGGGGUGUUGAAACGGGUUUGGGAGAACGGUAGCGAGCUACAGAAGAGGUAUGGGGGGUUCAUGGACUAGAACGCCACAGUUAUGACCCUUCACAGCCCCCAUCCCCUCCAACUCCCUCUCUUCAACCAAUCACCUUGUAAUCUAGACUUGCCGCCCUCUCCCCCCUCCUCAGCUUUGUAUAAUGUGCUGCU